AUGAAGUUUUUGGAAAAUCUGAAGGCAUUUGAUAAGGACAACAUACCAGCCUCAAUUAUGAAAGUGAUUCGUGAGCGCUAUAUUCCUAACCCCGAUUUCAAGCCUGAACGCGUUGCUGUUGCUUCCACGGCUUGUGAAGGUUUGUGCAAAUGGGUUAUUGCUAUUGAUCGGUACGAUGCGGUGGCCAAGAUUGUUGCGCCAAAGAAGGAAGCUCUGGCCAGAGCUAUGGAGGAGUACACAACAGCCAUGGAUUCUCUGAACAAGAAGCGUGCGGCCCUGAAGGAGGUACAGGACCGCUUACGCAUCCUCACCGACGACUUGGAGCUUAACAAGCGAAAGAAAAUAGACUUAGAAAACAAGGUCGAUAUUUGUACGAUGAAACUGGAACGCGCCGAACAGCUGAUCGGUGGUCUUGGUGGUGAGAAGUCACGAUGGACAGAAGCGGCCAAAAAUUUGGGUGGACAAUAUGUCAAUCUAUCCGGAGACGUGCUUGUUUCAAGUGGUGUGGUAGCCUACCUCGGUGCUUUCACAUCUUCAUUUCGACAAGACCAAAUCAAAGAAUGGCUUCAGGCUGUAAGAGACAGUGCCAUUCCUUGCUCCACAGUUUUCAGUUUGGUCAACACCUUAGGUAAUCCGGUGGAGAUUCGAGCCUGGAAUAUAGCUGGACUGCCAACGGAUGAUUUCUCGGUGGAGAACGGGAUUAUCAUUGCGUAA
This is a messenger RNA of Opisthorchis viverrini, 714 nucleotides long. RefSeq lists its product as hypothetical. Lineage: Eukaryota; Metazoa; Platyhelminthes; Trematoda; Opisthorchiida; Opisthorchiidae. The coding region runs from base 1 to 714 and encodes 237 amino acids. Gene Ontology annotation, biological process: microtubule-based movement. Gene Ontology annotation, cellular component: dynein complex. The transcript has a single exon. Gene Ontology annotation, molecular function: dynein light intermediate chain binding; dynein intermediate chain binding; minus-end-directed microtubule motor activity. The record is from RefSeq and is a predicted model, not a curated record.